UUCUUAAGACAAACACUUGUUAAUUAAUUGAUUUUUCACCAGCAACUUAAAAAAUUAUAACUACAGUGCUACUUACAUGUGUUUAUCUUACUUUUAUUUAUAUUUUAUCUUUUCAUUAUAGAAAAAAAAACUUGUGAAAAUUGUGAAAAAUUUUUAAAGAAAAAGAACGAAACGACGACGAUAUUAAAACAGGGAAAGCAAAUAUAAAAAAUAUUAGAUACAAACAAAAUCUUUGAACAAUUUUUUUUACAACAUUUAUAAAAAAAUUGAUUUAAAAGACUUUCCCCCCGAAUAAAACCUAAAACCAGGAAGGAUUUAUAUUCGAUUUUCCCUGGAUUUUAAACGAAACGAAACUUUUGCUCACUGAACUCUUUGAUAGAGUCUAUUAACACAAUCCUCCCAACCCAACAAAAAAUACACACACAUAAAACGACCACAUACAAACAACAAAUAAAAAAUUAUGAUGGAAUCACCUCCACUGUUUAAUAGUGUUGAAGACGAAUGUCGUUAUUGGAAGGAAAGGGCUAAACUCUAUCACAAAGAGUGGACAGAUGUUAAGCAGGAGUAUGACGAAUACGUUGAGCAAUCACGUGAAAUGGAAGCCGAAAUGGAUGCUACUAUUGAUCAAAAACAGGCAACAAUUAAAGAUCUCAGAUUUAAAUUAUCAUCAGUGGAAAAAGAAAAUGAAUCACUUAAGAUCAAACUCGAAUCACAUAGUAUGGAAUUAAAUAGCAUUGAAAAACAAUUGGAAAAUAUGAAAAAAGAACGAGAUUCCAUGAAAGACUACCUGCGACAGUUGGAACAGAAAAAUGAUGAUUUAGAACGAGCGCAUCGUAUACUAAAUGAAAGUAUUGUAGAUUUUGAACGAAUGCUGGAUAAAGCAUAUGAAAAGAAUGCAUUACUUGAAAUGGAAGUAGAUGAAAAAGAAGUUUUACAAGAAAAACUACAAAGAUUAAUGGAUGAAACGAGAGAUCUUAAACAAGAACUUAAUGUGAAAACACGUUACACCUCCACAAACGGUACACAGAAUGGCGGUCUGGUGGUGGGUUCUGGCUCUGAAAUUACCACACCCAAUGGCAUUAAUGGUGAUAUAAUGUUGCAGUCGCACGAUACAGCAGCCCUUAAUAAUACCAAUACGUUAGGAACAACAAAUAAUACAGCAACAAAUAUUAAUGAUUAUCAAUUACAACAGCGUUCAUUAAAAAGAAAACCAUUUGCCGAUCCGGAUAAUUUACUUAAUGGUAAUGCAAUGACUGCUAGUUCACGUACGACAGCAUUUAACAUUGUCACUGAUAUGCUCAGAAAAUUAAAUUUGGAUAAAGCACUUUUAUGUCCUCAAUGUGAUCGUUUUAGUUGUAUAUGUGAAAGAACGAAAGUCAACACCACCGCCACCACCAAUUCCACCUCUUUCUCCUCCACCAACAAAACAUCUAAGGCAAAUAAUGAUGAUACCCAAAUGUCGACGGUGUCAGAAGAUGCCCCCGACAAUAAUAAUGUUUUAUUGCGUCGCUCCACUAGUCGCAGUAAUACAAGUUUAAAUUUUGGCUCAAACAUUUUUAAACGUUUUGCUGAACGCAUGAGUUCAAAUAAUAAUAUUUUUGCGGCAACUUUAAGAAAUUCCUCCAAUAGUAGUGAAAUACCAAAUAAUAUAAAUAUUUAAUAUGUUUAGACCAAAAAAGACAUAGAGAUUAUUUUUUUUUCGUAAAAAUUUAAAAAUGGACUGAUGAAAUUAUAUAAAGCUUAACAAGUUAAAAUACUAAUUAAUCAAAAAAAA
Molecule: messenger RNA, 1774 nt
Organism: Lucilia sericata (common green bottle fly)
Lineage: Eukaryota; Metazoa; Arthropoda; Insecta; Diptera; Calliphoridae
Gene: nudE
Product: nuclear distribution protein nudE homolog
Exons: 6
Coding region: 461-1660 (399 amino acids)
Biological process (GO): establishment of mitotic spindle orientation; chromosome segregation; centrosome localization
Cellular component (GO): kinetochore; centrosome; kinesin complex
Molecular function (GO): microtubule binding
Source: RefSeq, a predicted model, not a curated record